UUGCUCUGCAUUCCCCAAAGUGGUGUUUUUGCUCAAAACGGCUCUAAAUCUGGGUUCAAUCAAUGUAUUUAAUCCCGGCUUCCAGGGAUGAGGUGGCUUUUGCCCUGGAUUCUAGCAACAAGCAGCAUUUUGCAGGCCAUUGCCCAGACCUCCACCACCAUGAUCCCCACCAUCCCUGCCACGACAGAGAUCUACACGCGGACUCAGUACUGUAAGUGGCCAUGCAAAUGUCCGAAGUCCCCACCUCGGUGCUCGGUAGGUGUCAGCCUGGUCACAGACGGCUGCGACUGCUGCAAGACGUGUGCCAAGCAGCGUGGAGAAAGUUGCACUGAGGCCGACACCUGUGAUUUCCACAGGGGCUUGUACUGUGACUACAGCGGAGACAGACCUAGGUACGAAAUAGGAGUAUGUGCACAGAUUGUUGGUGCAGGAUGUGUCCUCAAUGGAGUCAGGUAUAACAAUGGGGACACAUUUCAGCCCAACUGCAAAUACAACUGUACAUGCAUUAACGGGGCUGUGGGCUGUAUUCCCAUGUGCACAAACUCACGCCCUCCCCUUGUCUGGUGCCCAAACCCAAAGCUGAUUAAGAUGGCAGGGAAGUGCUGUGAGCAGUGGGUUUGUGAUGACUCCAAGAAAAUCAGGAAGACGUCUCCACGCCACAUCUCCUCUGCAGCCUACGAGGGAGAGGAUGAAGCCUGGCAGAAGAACUGCAUCGUUCACACCUCAUCCUGGAGUCCCUGCUCAAAGACCUGUGGGCUGGGCAUCUCCACCAGGAUUUCCAACGACAACGACCAGUGCCGGCUCCUGAAGGAAAGCCGCCUGUGCAACAUGCGGCCCUGUGAGGUGGAUAUGACCAAGCACAUUAAGCCUGGAAAGAAGUGCUUGGCUGUCUACAGGGCCAACGAACCAAUGAACUACACCAUCUCAGGAUGCGUGAGCAAAAGUCCAUAUAGACCCAAAUAUUGUGGCAUCUGCACAGACAACAGGUGCUGCACACCCUACAAGUCCAAGACUAUUGAAGUGAGGUUUCAGUGCCCAGAUGGAACUGAGUUUUCCUGGAAAAUCAUGUGGAUCAAUGCUUGUUUUUGCAACCUGAACUGCAAGAACCCCAACGACAUCUUUGCCGACUUGGCUCAUUACCACGAUUACUCUGAGAUUGCUAAUUAAAUUGGCUGAAUGCUGGAAUUGCCCCAUUGCUCUGAUUUUACAGAGGUUUUAAAAUAAAAGGAGAAUCUUU
This is a messenger RNA of Gavia stellata (red-throated loon), 1237 nucleotides long. It is a transcript of the gene CCN4, whose product is annotated as cellular communication network factor 4. The coding region runs from base 88 to 1167 and encodes 359 amino acids. The transcript has 5 exons. The record is from RefSeq and is a predicted model, not a curated record. NCBI's taxonomy places the organism in Eukaryota, Metazoa, Chordata, Aves, Gaviiformes, Gaviidae. Gene Ontology annotation, cellular component: extracellular matrix; extracellular region. Gene Ontology annotation, biological process: signal transduction; cell adhesion. Gene Ontology annotation, molecular function: heparin binding; integrin binding.